AGCGCCUGCCUCGCGCCGCACCCGCGCCACGCCGGCCAUGGACCACGCCGUCUAUCCCUCCGCCGAGCGCGUCUUCGUCGACGUCGAUGCCGUGCUGCUGCAUCUCUCCUCGCUCGCGCCGCGCACCGACGUCUUCACCCACGACACGGGCCACUCGGCGCUGCUGCUGCAGCUGCGCGGCACGCUGCCCGUCGCCUUCCGCGGCGCCACCUACCACAUUCCCGUCGCCGUGUGGCUGCCGCGCGCCUACCCGCGCGAGCCGCCCAUGGUCUUCGUCGAGCCGACGAGCGCCAUGCUCGUGCGCCCCGGACCCGACGUUGAGCUUAGCGGCCGUGUCAAGGGCGUGUAUCUGAAGCAGUGGGAGCGCAAGUGGGAGUCAUGCAACCUCGUUGCGCUCACCCAGUCGCUGCAAGAGCUCUUUUCGCAGAUGCCGCCAGUGUAUGCCAAGCCGGCACAGCCGGCCACGCCUUCGGGCUCUGCCUCGCCCGCGCGCGUCGCACCUGCCAGCCCUUCGGUGUCGCCCGCUCCGCGGUCUCCUCAGGCGCCGACAGAUCCUCGCCAGCGGCCACCGCCGCCACUGGGCGUAUCAGGUGAUCCUAGGCAGGCUGCAGGCCCACCUGUCCGGCCACCGAAGCCCGGCUCCAGCUUCGACGGGCCGUCGCGCAGCAGCAGUAUGGGCACGCCGAGCGCUGGCCCUCUCAGCCCGCUUUCGCAACAAGGGCACUGGGGCCCGCCGCAGCCGCACGAGACACCGCAGCGACCCCUCUCCUACGACGCACGCACACAGUGGGCCGGCCAGUCAGGGCCUAUGCCUGAGCACCGCGGCUCCUGGCACGCCGGCGUGAACGGCGCGCAGCAUCCAGCGCAAUCACCGCAGCACCCUCACGCGCAUCAGCCGCCGUCACGGCCUCAGCCGCCGCCAGCAUCGCAGUCUGCGCCGCCGCCUGCGCCUCCGCCAUCCGGACCUGCGCCGCCGCGGCCGCCGAACCCCGAGCUGCUCUCGCUGCAGACGCAGCUGCAGGCCAAGCUCUCGGCAUACCUGCACUCGACGCUCUCGGCGGGCCACGAGCGCAACGAGCAGAUGCGGCGCGUCGUUGCAGAUCUGGACCGUGGCGCGCCGGCAGUGCUGGAUGAGAUGGCACGCCUCGAGGCGGUGCGCGACGUCUGUCGCGCCACGGGCGAUGGCUUGCAGCGCAGUGUCGACGAAGUGCAGGCGCGCAUCCGCGAGCUCAACGAGCGGCCCUCGCCCAGCGCCGACGAGCUGAUCUGCGCCACGUCGAUCGUCGGCAACCAGCUGCUGGACCUCGUGGCAGAAGACAACGCCAUCGAGGACACGCUCUACCACCUCGGCCGCGCGCUCAACGCCGAACAGCUGAGCCUGGAGCGCUUCCUGAAGCUGACGCGCUUCCUGGCGCGCGAGCAGUUCAUGAAGCGCGCCCUGGCACAGCGCAUCUGCGAGGGCAUGGGCUGGCCGGACGAAGGGGCGCAGAGCCAGCGGUGAAUACGACAGGCUUGGCUUUAGCUCUGCGACCGUCGGCGGAUUGUGCGGCCCGAUGAGGAGGAA
Molecule: messenger RNA, 1564 nt
Organism: Tilletiopsis washingtonensis
Lineage: Eukaryota; Fungi; Basidiomycota; Exobasidiomycetes; Entylomatales
Product: UEV-domain-containing protein
Exons: 4
Coding region: 38-1501 (487 amino acids)
Biological process (GO): endosome to lysosome transport; protein transport; protein modification process
Cellular component (GO): ESCRT I complex
Molecular function (GO): ubiquitin binding
Source: RefSeq, a predicted model, not a curated record